Acaulospora morrowiae is the source of this 243-nucleotide messenger RNA. The record is from the annotation of a GenBank genome assembly. NCBI's taxonomy places the organism in Eukaryota, Fungi, Glomeromycota, Glomeromycetes, Diversisporales, Acaulosporaceae.
AUGUACCGAAAGAGUUCCUUGGAGGGAAUGUGUCCCAUUGUUUCUACUUUACGUGAGAGAUCUCGGAAUCUGAGUUGGGAUUUGCGUGUUAUUUAUCUUCGAAUCCAGGAUUCCAAUGCCGAGGAAAUCAAAUCUCGCUCAAAGUCAAGAAAUCAAUCGCUUACCAAUACUCGGUGCUUUUGUCUAACGGUAGCGUUCUAUAUAAAAGAAAAGGGGGCAAUAUAUGCGGCAGGAAAUGAAUGA